This is a messenger RNA of Iphiclides podalirius (scarce swallowtail), 525 nucleotides long. Lineage: Eukaryota; Metazoa; Arthropoda; Insecta; Lepidoptera; Papilionidae. The record is from the annotation of a GenBank genome assembly.
AUGGAUACAGUACCGUGCACGAUGACCUCGAUGUACAUACAGGCUAUGGUCGGCCAUAAAGACGAGUUGCAAUCGGUUCUCGACUGUUUCACCGACAAGAAACCUUGCAAUGAUGUCACUAAACACGUUAAAGUUUCAAAGAUCCCGAAAAGCGAGAAAAUUAAGAUGAAGUUUGUUUUAUUGCUUCCGAUUUUCUUAGCGUUGGCUGGCGCCGAAACUUACUCUAGCGAGAAUGAUGAUCUGGACAUAGAGGCAGUUGUUAAGAACCUGGACACGUUGAAAUCGUUUAUAGAUUGCUUCAACGACAAAAAGCCCUGCGAUGAAGUCCAAGCUGACUUUAAAAAGGAUUUGCCAGAGGCCUUCCAAGAGUACUGCGGCAAGUGCACAGCAGCUCAGAAGCACAUUUUCAGGAAAUUCUUGGAAGGCGCAGGAGAGAAGUUGCCUAAAGACUUGGAAGAGCUCAAAAAGAAAUAUGACCCAGACUCGAAACACUUCGCUGCACUUCAAGCUGCUAUUGCAAAUGCC